UCCUGCGGGCUGGCCGAGACGGACUGGCCGCCCUCGCAGCAGGAUGUGCUGAAGCGGAGAGACAGGGCCGUCAGAGUGCAGCAGGCCGGCAUGCGGUGGACUCGGCUGGCGGAGUGAAUUUGAUUUCCAUCUGUCGCGGAAGAGCGGUUGUCGCAGGGAGAUACCGUGGGGAAAUGAGUAACAGUAUGGCGGGUUCGGCGGGACCAGGCGUCAGGGUAAAUGGACCCGUCUCGGCUCCCAGCAGCCCGGUGAGGUCCCCCAUGGACCAACCUCUGUCUCCAGAAGAGCUGGAAGAAGAGCAGCAGUCGUCACUGACAGACGUCACCCAAAUGUGGAUUAAAUUUGCCAAGACUUUCGCCAUCAUAUUCCCGAUCUAUGUCUUAGGAUACUUUGAGUUCAGCUUUAGCUGGGUUCUGAUUGGACUCGCCAUGUUAUUCUACUGGAGGAGAAACCAUGGCAGCAAGGACUACAGGAUAAACCGUGCCUUAGCAUUCCUGGAACAUGAGGAGAAAUCAGUGAGGCAAAGCUUGCCUACUACGGAGCUGCCACCAUGGGUCCAUUAUCCAGAUGUGGAGAGAGUGGAGUGGCUGAAUAAGACAGUGAAGCAGAUGUGGCCGUUCAUCUGCCAGUUUGUGGACAAGCUGUUCAGAGAGACCAUCGAGCCGGCGGUGAAGGGCGCCAACCCUCAUCUCAGCUCCUUCUGCUUCACCAAGAUCGACAUGGGCGACAAGCCGCUGAGAGUGAACGGGGUGAAAGUUUACACAGAGAAUGUGGACAAGAGGCAGGUCAUCAUGGACCUGCAAAUCAGUUUUGUCGGGAAUACAGAGAUUGACGUGGACAUCAAGAAAUACUAUUGCAGAGCUGGAAUCAAAAGUAUACAGCUUCAUGGAGUGAUGAGAGUGGUGAUGGAGCCGCUGCUGGGGGACAUGCCUCUGAUCGGUGCCCUGUCUGUCUUUUUCCUCAAGAAACCAUUGCUGGACAUCAAUUGGACAGGACUCACAAACAUGCUGGACAUUCCCGGUGUCAAUGGUUUGUGUGACAACAUCAUCCAGGACAUCAUCUACAGCUACCUGGUCCUGCCCAACUGCAUCAAAAUCCCUCUGGUGGGAGAGGCCCAGCUUGCCCGGCUACGCUUCCCCAUGCCCAAGGGCGUCCUGAGAAUACACUUCAUCGAGGCCCAGGACGUGCUGGGCAAAGACAAGUUCCUGGGAGGGCUGAUCAAGGGCAAGUCAGACCCGUAUGGGGUCAUCCAGGUAGGGACCCAACUCUUCCAGAGCAAAGUCAUCCACGAGACCGUCAACCCAAAGUGGAACGAAGUGUACGAGGCCUUGGUGUACGAUCACUCGGGGCAGAAUGUGGGGAUUGAGCUGUUUGACGAAGACACUGAUAAAGACGACUUUCUGGGAAGCCUGAUGAUCGACCUGGCCGAGCUCCAGAAGGAACAGAGGGUCGAUGAGUGGUUUGUUUUGGACGAUGUGGCCACAGGGAAGCUGCACCUCAGACUGGAGUGGUUAUCUCUGCUGCCCACACCCGAGAGGCUGGACCAGGCGAUGAUGAGCAUCAAAGCCGUUCGGGGUCAAGCCAACGACGGCCUGUCGUCUGCGCUGCUCGUCGUCUUCCUGGAUUCAGCCAGAAACCUGCCGAGCGUCUUCGAGGGGAACUUGGGCUCUGGCUACUUAAAAGAGAGGCGGGCGGCGGGCCUCGUGUUUUGCGAGAACACUGCCUCUCUCUAUAGGACCUUAUUUCGCAAUCCGUUAGAGUUCAACCAAGCGGGGCUGAAGAAGGCCUCGGUCAGUAAGGCCCUCAAGUCCGGUAAAAAAGUGACCAGUGAUCCCAGUCCGUUUGUCCAGUUCACAGUGGGACACAAGUCCUUUGAGAGCAAGACCAGGUAUAAGACCAAUGAACCAGUGUGGGAGGAAGCCUUCACCUUCCUCAUCCACAACCCCAAAACCCAAGAGUUGGAGGUUGAGGUGAAGGAUGAGAAACAUGAUUGUUCGCUGGGGGUGUUAACGCUGCCUCUGAAUAGCCUGCUGGAAGCAGAAGACAUGACGCUGAACCAGCGCUUCCCCCUCAAGAACUCCGGACCGAGCUGCACCGUCAAGAUGAAGAUGGCUCUGCGGGUGUUGUGCCUGGAUAAGGACGCUUCCUCGUCCCCAAACUCCACCCCGUCCUCGGUGCAGGUCCGCAAGGCCGACUCCUCCAACUCGACCCCGCGGCCCUCUGUCUCCUCAGACUCCCCCAAGUCUCCCUCCUACACCUCCGACAUCCCCAGCUCUGCCUCUGUGUCAGGCCAGGACCUGCUGAACCGGCGGAGGGACGCAGAGGAGCCCGUUAGGUCUCCUGGAAGCGCGGACUUGGGGCCGGGCGCGGGAGGAGGAGGAGGAGGAGGAGGAGGCCAGAGCCUGGCGGAGACCGGGAGGAGCACCUCCAACGUGGCCAUCUCGGGCUCCCAGCAGUACCUGGCCGGAGGCAAGGAGCCGACGCCCAGCAUCGCGUCCGACAUCUCCCACCCCUACGCUACUCAGGAGCUGCAGCAGAGGCUCCAGCAGCUGCAAAAUGGCUCAGGCCCCAGUUAUUUCCCGCUGGGGGAGAUCCAGCUGACGGUCAGACACAGCUCGCAGAGGAACAAACUCAUCGUAGUCGUUCACGGCUGCAGGAACCUGAUAGCGUUCACUGAUCAGGGGUCAGAUCCUUACGUCCGCCUCUACCUGCUUCCUGACAAACGGAGGUCGGGCAGGAGGAAAACUCACACUUUCAAGAAAACCCUCAACCCCGUUUACGAUCAGACGUUUGAGUUCAGCGUUUCCCUCGUGGAGCUCCACAGACGGACUCUGGAUGUCGCUGUGAAGAACGGUGGAGGUCUGCUCUCCAAACACAAAGGCCUUCUGGGAAAGGUUCUGGUGGAUUUGACUCACGAGGACAUCACCAAGGGUUGGACACAAUGGUAUGAGCUGAGUGAAGAUGGCCUGACGAAGCCUCACCAGCUAUAGACGGCGGCAAGAAAGUCUUCAUCGCCGUCUUUGCUGUCAUCAUCAUAUCGCCACACUUCCACAUUAUACACUUCCACGUAACUCUAUACAGUAUGACAUGUUUGUUUUUUUUUUCCUUAUUUUGUUAUUUUCAUCGCUUGUAACUGUUCAAAAGAGAAAAAAAGGAACCAGAUAAGCAGCUUUUUGACGUUCAUUUAAUCACAUCAGUCGCAAGGCAAACCUCCCCUUUAAGAAGUGAGUGAGAGUGAUCGGCUAAAGGGAGCAUAUACAACACGUAGAAGACUAUAUAUGACAUAAUAUACUGCUAUGGAAGUCUGUAUUCCACUUUCAUAAGAAGAAACUAUAACAAUCUAUUUUAUUUUUUGCGGUUUCGGCAUUUUCCUUCCUGGAGUUUCUGUAAAGAACGAUGAUGUACAAGUUUGUAAAUAAUCUACAGUGAUGCUGGACAAAACCGGUGUAUUCUAGAGAUGAGAGAGAGAGGUGUGUGUGUGUGGUCUCCUACUUGGCCAAAUGAUUGUUUGUAAUUUUAUCUUACUUGAUUUUUUUUUUUUUUCUUUCUUUUUUUAAAUAAAAAAAAAUAUUCUGGAGAGAGUUUCUGAAGAGACGCAGGCGGGGCGGUCGGUCGCAGGCAAAGACGUCACCAAAGAGAAGAGAAGUAUUUUAUUUUUUCAGCCCUCGUGGGUUUUCGGUAACGCAGCUGUACGCUGGCUUUAUUCCACUUUAAUGUGCUCAUUAACCGCGUGAUAAGAACUGUAAGUACACAAAUAUGUUAAAUAUGAUGCGAGUACCAAGUUUGUCUUUUCCAUCUGUUAAUAUACCUGCUGUUACAGUGAAAAAGGGCCCAUGUAGACGGUCACCUGAUUGUUUUUUUGUUUUUUUAACUCAAUG
Messenger RNA from Xiphias gladius (swordfish), 3878 nucleotides. RefSeq names its product extended synaptotagmin-like protein 2a (gene esyt2a). The transcript has 25 exons. The record is from RefSeq and is a predicted model, not a curated record. NCBI's taxonomy places the organism in Eukaryota, Metazoa, Chordata, Actinopteri, Istiophoriformes, Xiphiidae. Gene Ontology annotation, molecular function: lipid binding. Gene Ontology annotation, biological process: lipid transport. The coding region runs from base 174 to 2990 and encodes 938 amino acids.